AUGGGUCUCCUCACCUGGCUUGGCCUACGACGCCGCAACAACUGGGAGCGCAUCACCCUCCUUGAUCACCUCCUGGAAUCGCCGCUCACCUUCCUCGCCAUCCAAUUCUACCACCUCGUGCUCUUCCUGCGCGGCCGUCCCUUCCGUCCGCCCCGCAACAAGCCCGCCAUCCGCGUCGUCUGCAUCUCCGACACGCACGACCAGACAGUCUCCGUCCCCAACGGCGACAUCCUCAUCCACGCCGGCGACCUCUCUAACGCCGGCACCGUCGCCGACCUCGAUGCCCAGCUGGACUGGCUCCGCUCACAGCCACACCCCGUGAAAGUCGUCGUCGCCGGGAACCACGACAGCUGGUUCGACCCUGCCAGCCGCCCUGCCGAUGACGUCCGCACUGGCGCCGCCCCGAACCUGACGGGCAUCAACUACCUGGAGAGCAGCAUGACCGUGCAGGAGAUCAAGGGUCGCAAGGUCCACAUUUUCGGUGUCCCAGAUAUUCCAAAGAUUGGGAAAAGCGACUUUGCCUUCCAAUACACUGAUGCCACGCAGCCAUGGCUGAGCAAAAUCCCCCUCGAGACAGAUAUUCUCAUCACCCAUUGUCCUCCGCUAUACCACCGUGAUCUUGGCCUCGGCUGCCGUCACCUCCUGCGUGAGAUCUGGCGCGUCAAGCCCCAGCUUCACAUAUUCGGCCAUGUCCACUGGGCAUAUGGUAAGGAGUCCGCCUUUUUCGAUGAGUUUCAAGAGGUGUAUGAGCGUCUGCUCUCCCGACCCCGGCGCGGUCUCAUCCGGGACUUUGUUCCUAAUGAGACUUGGAUCGACAUCGUCUCCCUCGUCUACCAUGGCGUUCACAGCGUCCUAUGGAAGUGGCUCAUGUCCGGACCUGGAAGCAACCAGGGCAGCGUGAUGGUUAAUGCAGCCCAAAUGUAUGGGAACACGGGUAAAGUGAAAAGCAGAGCUAUCGUAGUCGAAAUAUAG
Ilyonectria robusta is the source of this 972-nucleotide messenger RNA. Its product is annotated as Metallo-dependent phosphatase-like protein. NCBI's taxonomy places the organism in Eukaryota, Fungi, Ascomycota, Sordariomycetes, Hypocreales, Nectriaceae. The coding region runs from base 1 to 972 and encodes 323 amino acids. The transcript has 3 exons. The record is from RefSeq and is a predicted model, not a curated record. Gene Ontology annotation, molecular function: hydrolase activity.